AUGACUGACACUGACCCCAAGACCUUGCAAGAUCUCCCCUCAAUGGUGCAGACACUCCUGCAACAGAUGCUCCGCACGUUUCAGACCACGUCCCACCUGAUCAUUGGAAGAAUUGGUGACACGAGUAGGCACACGGACAACCUGGAGAACAGCGUUGCAGACCUCGCGACACAGGCUGGGGCGGAAGGACUGGAAGGUGACAACAAAAUACCUACCACGCCAAAGAGCUGA
Messenger RNA from Hyaena hyaena (striped hyena), 231 nucleotides. Its product is annotated as heat shock factor-binding protein 1-like. Gene Ontology annotation, cellular component: cytosol; nucleus. The record is from RefSeq and is a predicted model, not a curated record. Bases 1 to 231 code for a protein of 76 amino acids. The transcript has a single exon. Gene Ontology annotation, biological process: cellular heat acclimation. Lineage: Eukaryota; Metazoa; Chordata; Mammalia; Carnivora; Hyaenidae. Gene Ontology annotation, molecular function: transcription corepressor activity.